Molecule: messenger RNA, 2496 nt
Organism: Oppia nitens
Lineage: Eukaryota; Metazoa; Arthropoda; Arachnida; Sarcoptiformes; Oppiidae
Exons: 3
Coding region: 1-2496 (831 amino acids)
Biological process (GO): dephosphorylation
Molecular function (GO): phosphatase activity
Source: RefSeq, a predicted model, not a curated record
AUGUAUACAAAAUACAUAGCGAUAAUACUAUUUGUAUUACUAAAACAUCAACAUUUUACAGAAACAGUAUGGACUGACCAUCCAAUUGAAACGUUAAAACUGUUGCAAAUAGUUCACCGACACGGCGACCGAAAUGCCGAAAAUUGGUUUCCAAAUGACCCGUUCCUUAACCUAACAGAGUUCUGGUACGAAGGAGACGGUGCGCUGACCACUAAUGGCAAAUAUCGUAUGUAUAAAACGGGACUAUUUUUGCGCCAACAAUACGCUGACUACCUGGGCUCGCAGUACAGUCCCCGUGAAGUAUAUGUCCGCAGUUCGGCUGUAAAUCGUUGUCUGGAAUCUGUAGCACUUGUAUUGGCCGGUGCUUAUCCACCAACAACUAGCAACUGGACAUGGAAUUUAUCUGACGGUGCUCAGUUAGGCAAAGAUUGGCAACCGUUUCCCAUAUAUACCUAUCCGACUGAAAUCAAAGAUGAUGAUCAACUGUUGCGAAUGGAGGCCAACUGUCCCAAAGCUGAUGAAAUUACUAAUAGCUACUUGAAUGGAGAAAUCGCUAGAAGCAUAACAAAUAAGGAAACGGCGUUUUUGGAAAAACUAGGAGAAACUGUUGGCCGACCACUUAGUAAUCUCCAAGUGAUCAAUGAUUUAUGGGAUACACUGGCCAUUGAAUAUAAUAAAAAAUAUUACUGGUCUAACCAUAGUAUGUGGCCGCCCAGUGAUGAUAAAGAAAAUGUUGAUAGACUGGCAGUUAUGGUCACACAAUUUUGGAACACCCGAUACAGUGAUCCGGUAGUAAAAAAGACAAGAGCCGGUCCACUGGUCAAUGAAUUGGUCACCAACAUUAAGGAGCGUAUCAAUGGUACAACCAGUAAACCGUAUGACUAUAAACUAUAUUUAUAUUCAACACACGACUCAAAGUUAGGAUCGUUGAUGACAGCACUGGACAUAUGGAAUGGCCUAUUAAUGCCAUACGGGUCGACACUUAUAAUUGAAUUACACCAACAGUCCGAUGAUCAGUCAUAUUUUGUCAAAUUAUAUUAUUAUAAUGAAACACUGGACGAAACCAAAAGUCCCUAUUUGUUAAAACUACCCAACUGUACAUCUACUAACUGUCCAAUUAAUCAGUUUUACUCAUUGACCGAUAAUGUUAUAUCCAGAGACUGGAACCAGGAGUGCAGUAUUAGUGGUGACUAUUCAAUCAAACUAAAUAUCUAUUGUUUAAUCAUAUGUUUUGUAUGGACUGACCAUCCAAUCGACACAUUAAAACUGUUGCAAAUAGUUCACCGACACGGCGACCGAAAUGCCGAAAUAUGGUUUCCGAACGACCCGUUUAUCAAUCAGUCAAUGUAUUGGUACGAAGGAGUGGGUGAGCUGACCAAUGAUGGCAAACAUCGUAUGUAUAAAAUGGGACAAUUUAUACGCCAAGAGUAUACCGGAUUUUUGGGUUCAGACAACAGUCCCCGAGAGGUGUACGCUAGGAGUUCGGCCAAAAAACGAUGUCUAGAGUCGGCAACAAUGCUAAUGGCCGGAGCAUAUCCACCAAUUGCUGAACAGUGGCAAUGGAAUAUAAGUACUGAUGCCCAGUUAGGUAGCAAUUGGCAACCGGUUCCCAUUUAUACUUAUCCGUUUGAAAUGAAAAACAACGAUUCAAUGCUACGUAUGGAUUCCUACUGUCCGACUGCUAGCCAGGCUAUUGACGACUAUUUCAAUGGCGAAACGGUCGAUAAAAUUGUCGAAAAGCACAGGGAGUUUUUAGACCGGUUGGGCAAACUAGUUGGUCGCGAGAUCAAGGGUUUAUACGAGGCAGCACAGUUAUGGGAUACUCUAUAUAUUGAAUACACAAAAGGUUAUUACUGGUCCAACCAUAGCGUUUGGCCGCCCAGUGAUGACCUGGCUAUUAUUGAACGAUUGGAGUCAAUGGUCCAACAAUAUUGGAAUACCGUUUAUACGGCUCCGGUAGUCAAAAAGACUAGAGCCGGGCCACUGGUCAAUGAGUUGGUCAACAAUAUACGAAAACAUGUCAACGGGUCAGUCGAUCGUGAGUUUAAUUAUAAACUAUAUUUAUACUCUACUCACGACACAAAGGUAUGUGUGCUUAUGCACGCACUGGACGUCUGGAACAAUCUGAUAGCACCGUAUGGAUCAUCCGUAUUAGUUGAGUUGCACCAGCAGUCAGGUGCUGCCCAUGGACAGGGCUAUUUUGUCAAAUUGUAUUACUACAAUGAAACACUGGACAACAGUAAAAGUCCGUAUUUGUUGAAACUACCCAAUUGUACAUCAGUCGACUGUCCUGUUGACCAGUUUUAUGCACUAACCGAUAGACUUAUACCCAGCGAUUGGAACCGGGAUCUUCAAGAAUCGAACCACUUCACGACUGAAAAAUUCAGACAUCAAUUCAACUCAAGUGAACUCAAGAAAACACGUGAACCUCAACAACAAUGGCUCCAAGCAAAAACAGCAGAAAAAAUCGCAGAAACCAACUCAACGACACAAUGA